AGGAUGGAGAUUCACGUUGAGGCAGCCAAUGCGGACAUGCUCCCGAAGGGUUGCUAUGUGAGCGUUCGCGUGGGGGACGUGUUGAAGCAAGGCAGAUACGAGCCACAACGAGCUUACAAUUUCCCUGGCAUCGACCGGCGGCGAGAUGUUCGCAUUGACGUCUACCAGCACGUUGGCACCUGCUUGCUGGCAGCGGAGCCAGACUCUUCGUCGGUUCACGACACCUUUGCCACCAGCACCCAUCCAGACUUUCCAGCCAUGAAGUUCAAGGUGAACGUGACAACCAAAACAGAAGAGGUCCAAAAAUCCAAGACGGAUCGAGCUGCCAAGAUGAAGGGCAAAGCCAAGGACAUCGAUCUGUCCGUUUCUGGUUAA
Molecule: messenger RNA, 375 nt
Organism: Cladocopium goreaui
Lineage: Eukaryota; Dinophyceae; Suessiales; Symbiodiniaceae
Source: the annotation of a GenBank genome assembly